AUGCCAAGAUGCGAAAAGGUUUUAGCUGGUCGGGGAAUCGCCUUCGGGCGACGGUUUUUGGUAAGUAAAUUAUUUGAAAAAAUGUAAUCUUGAGCUUCUUUGUUCCGUUAAUUUAAUUUCGUUAUAUUUCACGGCAUGCUGAAAAAACCCGGACGGUUCGGUUAGUUCGGUCGGACUUUCCAGGCAAGAAAGGUAAUUAUAUUUAUCUGCGAUUCCUGCUUUUCGAAAUUCCUCGUUGAGCGUUCUUCAAUAAAAACUAUAUUCUUUUCAGUGCGGAAGAAGCUGAUCUGAGAGAAGCACAAGAACAAGGCGCUGGCGAUGUCAACGAAACAACUAUUGAUGAAGAACCUUCAAAUAUUGAUGUGGUUGGAUGAAAUAUUUAUUGAUGUGUUCUUUAAGGUGUUUUAACUGUCAUAUAGGCCAUUCCGCGACAGCUUGUCACGUUUUUCUUUUCGCCAAAAAGACCUUAUAUAUCAAAUUUCUGCUUUUAUAACGGCAAGAAACAACGGUCUUGAAGCGAAGUUGGUAAAAUUUGACCUGGCCUUUUGGCGGAAAGAAAAACGUGACGAGCUGGCGCGGAUUGGCCUAUAGACAUUUGUGUCUAUUUUUCAAAUCUUAACACGCUGUCUCUGUAAUUCUCAAAAAGAGUGGGUACAAUAGAAAAAAUAUUUUUUGGUUUUGAAGAAACUUCACCCGCUGUGAUAGUCUGUCAUCAGAAAUGCCAACGCAAGUUUUCAGACCGAUUCCUCCUACCGUAGCUAGGUUACGGUAGGCAGGUGCGUCUUUUCGUAUUUAGGAAACUAUGCGUUCUUUCUAGGAAUACCUACCGGUCAUCUCGGAAAAUCGCUUCGAAGAGGCUCAACUUGGCAUCUGUCGGGGAAAUUCGCCCGCGGUUAGAGAUUUCUAUCUCUCUUCUCUUCAGAUUCGGUGCUAA
Molecule: messenger RNA, 934 nt
Organism: Caenorhabditis auriculariae
Lineage: Eukaryota; Metazoa; Nematoda; Chromadorea; Rhabditida; Rhabditidae
Source: the annotation of a GenBank genome assembly